Messenger RNA from Eptesicus fuscus (big brown bat), 1282 nucleotides. Its product is annotated as NADH-cytochrome b5 reductase 2. Gene Ontology annotation, cellular component: mitochondrion. The record is from RefSeq and is a predicted model, not a curated record. The coding region runs from base 108 to 1028 and encodes 306 amino acids. Gene Ontology annotation, molecular function: FAD binding; oxidoreductase activity. Lineage: Eukaryota; Metazoa; Chordata; Mammalia; Chiroptera; Vespertilionidae. The transcript is spliced from 9 exons.
CCCUACCUGUCCGCGAGGCUCGGCCGUCGGUCCGGCGGAGCUGCAGGUCGGCGGCCCCCAGUCAGCGGGCCCGCGGGGUGGGGACCGCGCACCAGCUCCACUUCAUCAUGUUCGGCGUCUCAUUCCGGGACCCGUCCCUGCUCCUUGCCGUCGCCGUCAUUGGGCUCACGGUGCUUCUGUUGGCCCUGAAGAACAUGAACUCAAGGAGGAGACAACUUACCAUCACCUUACAGAACCCUGAAACCAAGUAUCCGCUGCCCCUGAUUGAGAAAGAGCAAAUCACCCACAACACCAGGAGGUUCCGCUUUGCACUGCCGUCAACAGAACAUGUUUUGGGGCUUCCUGUAGGUAACUAUGUCCAUCUCUUGGCCAACAUUGAUGGUGUCCUGGUGAUCAGAGCAUACACACCUGUGUCCAGUGAUGAUGACCAAGGCUUUGUGGACUUCAUUAUAAAGAUCUACUUCAAAAAUGUGCACCCGAAUUAUCCAGAGGGAGGGAAGAUGUCUCAAUACUUGGACAACAUGAAAAUUGGGGACACCAUUCUUUUUCGAGGGCCAACUGGGCGCCUGUUCUAUCAUGGGCCAGGGAGGUUUUCAGUCAAAGCAUACAAAACGAGUAAGCCUGAAGAAAAACGAGCCAGUCACCUGGGAAUGAUCGCUGGGGGCACAGGGAUCACGCCCAUGCUGCAGCUCAUCCGCCACAUCACCAAGAACCCGCGUGACAAGACCAGGAUAUCCCUCAUCUUUGCCAACCAGACAGAGGACGACAUCCUGAUGAGAAGGGAGCUCGAAGAAGUUGCCACAACUCACCCGGAGCAGUUCACCCUGUGGUACACCCUGGACAGGCCUCCUCUUGGCUGGACAUACAGCUCGGGCUUCGUCACCGCCGACAUGAUCCAGGAGCACCUCCCUGCUCCCGGCAAGUCCACGUUCAUCCUGGUGUGCGGCCCACCACCCCUGAUCCAGACAGCCGCUCACCCGAACCUGGAGAAACUGGGCUAUUCCAAGGACAUGAUCUUCACCUACUAACACUCCCUUGCUCUUAGCAAAUGUCCCUGGUCCCUUCCAUCUGGCUCACAGUGAGUUCAGCAUCACCUUGUUCAGAAGUGCCUCAGGGCACCCUCGGGCUCACUGGAGCCCCUCUCUUUGGGGUGGGCCUAGGAAGGGAGUAAGGGGCUGGAGACAAAGUGGCCUCGGGAGCCUCCUUGCCUGGGGAGGCUCGGAGGGACUUCAUCCUAGGACCUUUCCCCUUGGCUCAGUGAAAUAAACGUCAGUACAAAGCA